Messenger RNA from Orbicella faveolata, 1148 nucleotides. Its product is annotated as dynein axonemal assembly factor 9-like. The record is from RefSeq and is a predicted model, not a curated record. NCBI's taxonomy places the organism in Eukaryota, Metazoa, Cnidaria, Anthozoa, Scleractinia, Merulinidae.
UCAUGAAGUAAACAAACUUUUUUCGAACUGAUGCUUUACCGCGCAAGUUUGGAUUUCGCGGCAAAAUUCAUUUUUAACCAAUCAGAUGCAAGUAUAGCUGACGUCACGAUUCUCGAAUAAGAGUCAAAAUGGCGGCCAUGUUUGUUGUGAGUUGUACUUUUGCAAAACUAUGAGCGAUUUUGCGAGCAAACUCUCCUUUCUAAGGCCUGUUUCGGCCAAGAAGAAAAAUAAGCAUCAGCUUUUCUCGCCGGCUGUAAGUUGUACAAGGCUGAGGAGGGUUCAGGACUUAUUACAAUGUGAUGAUAAUCCAGUAAAUGGUAUCCUUUGUGUCCUUGGUAUUGAUGGCAGGUACAAUGGUGGAACAAAACAUCUGCUUAAUUACUUACUUUUUGACUUUUGUGAACUUACACCAGGAGAUUUUAGUGGAAGUAGAAUUACAGAUGAGGAGCUUGAAGAUAUUGUGGUUAUUGUGAAGGCAGAAGGUGUCCAUGUCUACUGCAAUCCUAUCAACUAUCCUUUACUGCUUCCAUACAUUGCAUACUGGAGAAAUCUACACAUACAUUGCUUGAAUAAGGAAGAGUAUGAAGGUGAUGAGGAGAAGGCUGAAGAAUUCAAGAUCGUUAGUUUCAUCUCCAUGGUGAAUGGCUGCCAUCAUCUUGGUGUACCAUAUGGAGUCCCUAGUCCAGGUGACCAGCAGCCUCCUUUUGAUCCAUUUGUACUGGAGAAAUGGCCACUAGUGCAAGCAUUUGCUCUGGAGGGCUUUGGAGGUGGUGGAUUUUUCACCAUGCAUCAUAAGGUUGUUGAUGUGACUCAAGAUUUGGACACAAUUUAUGGUUUGUUGGACCCCGUGGUGGUGGAAACCUUUGUCCAAGAGACUCUUCCUUUAUUUGAACGUCACUGUAAAUCUGUUCUGACAAAUGUGGAUACAGAAAGCUCUGAUGAACUGCUUAAAGUUACAGAAAGGAGUUUAAGUGAGCCCAUUGUAAGUUAUUUCACUCAUGGACACAUUCUUGACAGAGACAAAACCAUGAGGUACAUGUAAGCUAAAAUUUAUGCAAACAUGAACUCCAAACAGAGCUAGACAAAAACUUCAAUUCCAGCUUGCCCUUGGGACAAGUGGCUCUCAAAUUUUGCUUGCCCUGGGCAAA